Aspergillus fischeri NRRL 181 is the source of this 1110-nucleotide messenger RNA. RefSeq lists its product as uncharacterized. Gene Ontology annotation, molecular function: DNA-binding transcription activator activity, RNA polymerase II-specific. Gene Ontology annotation, biological process: regulation of transcription by RNA polymerase II. Lineage: Eukaryota; Fungi; Ascomycota; Eurotiomycetes; Eurotiales; Aspergillaceae. The coding region runs from base 1 to 1110 and encodes 369 amino acids. The transcript has 2 exons. The record is from RefSeq and is a predicted model, not a curated record.
AUGCUGCCUUCUCCAGAAACAUCGGUCUCUCCCGAGGCCGCCGAGAAAACCCGGUCAAAGACCAAUCCCAAACAUUCCGGGCCGUCAGGGCCUCUGCAAGGCCAGAAGAGUCUAUUUCGAGUCCCCAUGUACCGGGCGGCCGGUACUGGACAAUCAAACAGCGAAAGAUCCACUGAGCGUGUGUACCAUGCGCGGCGGCCGCACCGCAAGUCCCGCUCCGGCUGUCUAACUUGCAAGAGAAGACGAGUCAAAACUCAGACACCCCUUCUCAUGCACACCAUCAUAGCGGUGGCAACCUCCCAUCUUCGUUAUGUUGUGCCUGACAAUACCGCUUACAAAAUGGCCGAAGCGUACCACUGGCAGCAGGCAAUCAGCCAGUAUUCCAAGGAGCUCGGCUGCGCAGUCGGUCCUCAUAACAUGGACGCUCUCUUCUCCACAUGUCUCCUCAUGACCGUCCACGCCUUCCAACUGGAGGAAUACAACCCCCGCAAGUCCUUUGUCUUCUCCGACGAUCCACAAGCCCUGAGUUGGCUCACUUUACAGGGCGGCCUGCGCCACCUCCUGGGGCUUACCAAACCCUGGCUGUGCAUCAGCAUGUGGUGGGAGGUCUUCAUGGCGUCUCGACAUGAGAAUCAAGCUUUCGAGGAUCCCCCGCCCGGACGGGAGGGUCUGCACCCGGAGCUGGCUGAUAUCUGCGGUAUCGACGACACAACCACAGAAGAGAGUAAUCCGUACCUGGCGCCGCUGCGGAUGCUCACGCUGCUACUGCCGGCCGAACGGUCCAUCAAGAGUUUCUCCAAGUAUACGACCUUCAUGGGCCGGUUGUUGCCGAGCUUCUGGGCGCAACUAGCGAAGAAAGACCCGCCGGCGUUGAUCAUUCUCAGCUGGUGGUUGGCGAUGCUGGACUCUUGUCGGUGCUGGUGGGCCGAGACCCGGGUGCGUUCCGAGUGCGCGGCUAUCUGCAUGUAUCUCGAGGACAGCGAGGAUCCACGCAUCUUGCGGCUGUUGGAGUUUCCGGCGGAGGUUUGUGGGUAUCUGCUCAGGCACGUUCAGGAACGUGCUGAGAUAGAGGUACCCUUAAUUAUGCCAUAUGAGCCUGUCGGCUGGUAG